AUGGCGAUAAUUGUGGUGCAUUGUAAACCCUGCAGAAUAUUGUGUCAAUGUCAUUGGACCUCAUUGGAUUUAUUCUACUUGUAUCUAUCUUUUCGAAGGGUGUUCGUGUUGCAUAAUAAUAAUAUUCUUGUCAACCAGUGAAUAUUUCUGUACGAAAAUGGCAUCAGUUUUUUGUUUUAUCAAAGCUGCUCUAAUACCAAGCGUAAAAGCGCAAGACGAUGUUUCGAAUCCACAAGAAGAACUUAAGGAAAAGUGUGGAGAACGGCCGAAAAUAGCUGCUUACUACGAAAAAUUGCAAACAUGCAAUGACCGAGUUAAUUCUCGAACAAAAACUGAAGAGACUUGUGCUGAAGAACUAUUCGAUUACAUGGAUGCAUUGAACGACUGUGUGGCCGAAAAGUUGUUUUCAAAGUUGAAGUAAAUUCAAUCAAACCGAUUCAACUAUUUGCAAAAAGAUCUUUAACAUCAACUCUUUUGGAUUACCAAAUACAAUAAACUAGUAAAAUAAAAUUAAUAACUUAUAAUUGGAUAUAUCCAAUAUAUAUAUUUGUCUUUGAAUAUAUGGAAUAGACAAUUGAAGAUGUUCCGGAGACAUAAUGUA
Sitodiplosis mosellana (orange wheat blossom midge) is the source of this 601-nucleotide messenger RNA. Its product is annotated as cytochrome b-c1 complex subunit 6, mitochondrial-like. The record is from RefSeq and is a predicted model, not a curated record. Gene Ontology annotation, biological process: mitochondrial electron transport, ubiquinol to cytochrome c. Bases 158 to 421 code for a protein of 87 amino acids. Lineage: Eukaryota; Metazoa; Arthropoda; Insecta; Diptera; Cecidomyiidae. The transcript is spliced from 3 exons.